Messenger RNA from Punctularia strigosozonata HHB-11173 SS5, 2129 nucleotides. Its product is annotated as voltage-gated potassium channel. The transcript has 13 exons. Gene Ontology annotation, biological process: potassium ion transmembrane transport; stabilization of membrane potential. Gene Ontology annotation, cellular component: membrane. NCBI's taxonomy places the organism in Eukaryota, Fungi, Basidiomycota, Agaricomycetes, Corticiales, Punctulariaceae. The coding region runs from base 1 to 2064 and encodes 687 amino acids. Gene Ontology annotation, molecular function: potassium ion leak channel activity. The record is from RefSeq and is a predicted model, not a curated record.
AUGACUGCGCUCCGGCCAUUCGAUUACCUCCGACCGUCAGGAUGGCGCCAACGUAUUCACGACCUCGCGACUGUCGCUCCCCUAUUAGCCGCCGUUAUCGCCCCACUGAGCGUCCUGCUCGAUAUACCCGCUUUGAGCCAAACAUGGUACCUGAAGAACGGGGUCCCGCAACCAGACCCGAAGGCAUCGCUCGUACUCUCGGCGAUCGGAUUGUCUUUCAACGUCUUUGCUAACAGCCUCCUUAUCAUCCGCUUUUCGCUCGCAGAAAAGCCGUGGAGGAUCGCGACGCGAGUAAGCACCGCAUGUUGGGGCGUCAAGGUCUCGAUAUCUCUCGCCAAUCUCAUCACCUUCGGAAUCGUUACCCGUAACAAACCGGCAUUCUCCUAUAACGAAGGGUUCUGGUGCGCAGUCGUCUCCUGCAUAUUGUCCGGCAUCAUAUUCAUCCUGCUCGCGCUGCACUGGUGCAUAGAACUGCGUACCCGCACCAAGAAGAUUAAUCAGAACGUUAGGGUCUCAGGCCGCCACUUCAUGCUUCAGAUCACGCUGUUCCUGUCCCUCAUCGGGCUCGGCGCCCUUAUAUUCUCCCGGAUCGAACACUGGACCUAUCUUCAAGGCAUCUAUUUUAUGACGGUGUGCUUCACGACGGUCGGGUUCGGAGAUUUCUUUCCGACGACAACAGCGGGCCGCAUUCUGCUUUUCCCGUUUACCCUCCUAGGUAUCGCUCUCCUUGGAUCCAUAAUCGAAAUGCUCGUGAGAUUCUUUUCCUCGCGGAGCGCGGAACGCAAGGCUAAGUCACGCGCACUGUACGAGAAACGCAGACAGGAGGAAGAAGACAAGAAGCAGACCCCGACUGACUUCGCGCGCGAGAUCGAAUUUUUGCAACGACUCAACGAGCGACAGGACGUCGUCGACCAGGCUAGCGAAUUCGCGCUGAGCCUAGGAGGAUUCUUGGUGUUCUGGUUCAUCGGUGCCGUGAUCUUCUGGGCCAUCGAAGGAUGGACAUACGGGAUCAGCAUGUACUUCUGCUAUGUGUUCUUUCUGUCUAUUGGCUUCGGAGACGUGGCACCCACCAGUCCCGGCGGUCGUGUCGUGUUCAUUAUCUACUCGCUGCUCGCCGUUCCCAUCAUGGCGUCCUUCGCGGUUCAGGCAGUCACCUCGAUCAUGACCAAGUUCUCCAGCUAUCGCCUUGACAAACGCAAAGCCGAGCUUGGUGUGGAGACGAUGAGCGCGCGUAACGAGGAACGAGUCAUUAGCCAUGCGGAGUUCGUCGAGCGAUUCGAGAAAAAGUGGGUACGGCGGAAACAUGAACAGCGUGCAGAAGACGGAGUCCCGCAUUUGAAGCGCGUCGCCGCCGCUGUCCGGGACGAGAAGCGGGUGGAGGAUGCUGCUGCGCGCAAUGAGGCCGAGCGCGUCGCGUUAGCGGGAGACUUGCCCGAGGACAAGGAGGAGCUAGCGGCGAGGGUGAUCGAUUUGGCGGUAGAGCUGGAGAUGCACGCGCGACGGUUGCUGAUCACGCAUCUGCCCAACGGGAGCAAGGCUCAAGUUGUAUUGAAGGCCGAUCGAAAUGUGCAACUACGGGAUGUCAGGGCCUUGAAGCGCGCCGCCCAAGGCAAGGCUUCUUCGUCAGUCGAAGAGAACGCCGCAUACGGCGCGCAGAAGGCCGGUGCUCAUCCUGCAAAGACUAUGAGGGGUACCGACGGGGACAGCGGCAGCCACGAGCGCGGAUCGCCUCAAGGCAAGCUUACGCGUGCAGAUAGCAAUACGCCGCUCCACGAGGAAAGGGCGGAAGAAGCGGUGGAGGAGGCAGCGGAAAGCGACGCGGAGGACAUGGACCCGGACCUAGUCGCGCGCCCGCUCGACGACGACGCGACGAUGGAGGAGGUGCGGAGGUACCGCGAGAGCUUCGCCGCGCUGCUCGUGGCGGGGAGCCGGCUGAGGGGGCUGGAAGGGCAUGCGAAGUACAUGUUGGAGAGGAGGAAGGUGAAGGAGGAGAUGUUGAACGAGGAUAUGGAUCAUGCCGGGAAGCCGCACAAGGCUGAAGGCGAUGAGGAUAAUACACUCUGAUGAGUUUGGGAUUGAGUGUGUAUUGUGAUGAGCUUAGUAUUGAGUGUGUAUGGAUGAACAACAAG